Molecule: messenger RNA, 3452 nt
Organism: Myodes glareolus (Bank vole)
Lineage: Eukaryota; Metazoa; Chordata; Mammalia; Rodentia; Cricetidae
Source: RefSeq, a predicted model, not a curated record
GUCAAGUUUUACCUGCAGUUUAGCUACUGAGAAUAUGGCCUCAUUCUUCCACAGGAGAAUGAUGGCUUAAGGAAAUAAUAGUUUUAAAGGUUGAUUUAUGUGCCUAAGAAAAAGUGUUAGUCAACUUUACAAUCAACAACAGGUAACUAUCACCUCUAGCUUCUGGGCCGUAUUAUGUUAUUUCAGUGGAAACUCUUUUGUGAUUUGGAAAUAAACAAACCCUCGAGUACAGUUUCAUUAUGCUGAAGACAACAACCCAUGUGUAGUCUGUGGGUGGCACAGCUUGGCGAACUUCUGCUCUGUGUUCUGGUCACCCAGGCAGUUCUCAAACCAGCAAUGCCUCCGGUGAUCAAGAACCAGCCUUUCAACAUCUUUUGGGCUGCUCCUACUUUGUUUUGUAAGGAUCAUUUUGAUGUAAAUAUGAAUCUUCAAGAAUUUGACAUCAUUUCCAAUCCAUUAGAAACCCAGAGUGGAUCUACAAUUGCCAUAUUUUAUCCACACGAACUUGGCUAUUACCCUUAUUUCUCUGAAGACGGAAAAUCCUUCCAUGGUGGAAUCCCUCAGAGGGUGAACCUCUCUGAGCACCUAAAGAAAAGCGCCGGUGACAUUGCAGACUCUGUCACUUGGUGGAGAUCAGAAGGACUCGCUGUGAUUGACUGGGAAGGUUGGAAGCCCCAGUGGGAUCGGAACUGGGGCAGCAGGAUAGUGUACCAGAAGCACUCGUUAGCUUUCACCCGACACCACCAUCCUGCCUGGCCAGAAGCGAAAGUGAGAGCAGUUGCCACACAGGAAUUUGAAAAUGCUGGGAGGAGUCUUAUGAACGUUACUCUCACGUUGGCUUUAGAAAUGAGACCAAAGUGUUUAUGGGGCUUCUAUCUCUACCCAGACUGCUACAAUUAUGACUACCGGAUAAAUCCAGACUUCUACACAGGUAGUUGCCCAGAUGAUGAAAUUUUCCGCAAUGACCAACUCUUGUGGCUGUGGGAGAAAAGCACAGCCCUUUAUUCUUCGAUAUAUUUGAAUAAAGUGUUAAAAUCGAGCUUAAAUGCACUGAAAUUUGUUCAUUUCCGAGUGAGAGAAGCCCUGAGAGUUGCGGAAAUGUCUAGAAAAGACUACGCUUUGCCAGUUUUUAUUUUUUCCAGACCAUUUUAUUUGCACAGUAUUGAAGCUCUGUCAGAGGAAGACCUAGUUCAUACAAUUGGCGAAAGCGCUGCAUUGGGGGCAGCAGGAAUAAUAUUGUGGGGAGGAUAUGAAUAUUCUGAUUCAAAGGAGUCCUGCUUAUCUGUGCAGCAAACUAUUGAAGAGCUGCUGGGCCCCUAUGCUCUCAAUGUAACAUCCGCAGCCAAAUUGUGCAGUCACAGUCUCUGUAGCAGCCAUGGACGAUGUGUUCGAAAGACAGCUGACUCCUCCUCCUAUCUGCACAUGCCCGAAGACAGCCAGAAGGACUAUGCCACAGACCACGGUUUCAGAUUUGUCGCUUCUGCAAGGAGUAAGCUGAAGACAAUAAUGGCUAUGAAGAAUGGAUUUGUGUGCCACUGUUAUUACGGUUGGCACGGAGAGUCCUGCAGAUCUCGCGUUCCAAAUCUUUUGAGGCAGAAGAGCAGGGCUCCUGUCACUGCACUGAAUCUAUUAGUUUUUCUUGGCAUGACAUUAGCAGGGAUUCUGAUGAAUUUUUUUCUUAUUCCCUACUACGAAGUCAAUAUUUUCUUAAAAUACGAAAGAGAAGAAAAUAUUAUUUUUCUUUGAUUUCAACCCUUUUAUAAACAAUAUUUAGUUUUAAAUUCCAAACACACUGUUGGCUGUUCACGUCAUGCUGGGUAACAGGAAUACACCUGUCCUCUUGGAGCUUAGAAACUGAUUAAGGAUAAAGAAGCCGUAAAUAGGCGAGCAUAUGUGUUGGUGACGGAACUUUACAGAAUAAGGGGAAAACAGGCUUCAGCAUUAGGAAGGCUCAGAGAGCACUUGGAAUUUUAUGUAAGAUAGUCACAUAAAGCCUCUAUACUGAGAUAGCCAGCCAGCGAAGAAACAGGUCAACACUAUCAGGGAGCCAGACACAAUAGUUACUCCUGUAACCUGAGCCCCUGGAAGGCAGAGGUAGAUUGUAACUUGAAGGCCAGCUUGGCUUACAUAGUGAGUUUAAAGCCAGUCAAGAUAACAUAGUGAGAGCUUGUCUCAAAAAAAGGAAAAUCAAGUAAAAAAACAAAAAUCCAAAAGGCUGUAUCUGGAGAAAGAAUUCUUAAAAUAAGGAGAAGCAAAUUCAGAGGAAACAACUCUAUCUUUCAGGGAUUGUGAACUUUUAAAUAAUGAGGGAUAUAAUAGCAAAACACCACCACCACCACCACCAUCACCACCACCACCCCAGGAUACUAACCUGUGGAGAUGAACAGGACUUUUUAAAUGUAAGCAAUGGGGAUUAACUUUAUCCAGAGAACCUUGGAUAUUCACUUGGCUCAUCAAUACCAAAAGAUGAACCCUACUGGCUUCCUACAUGGUAGAAUUUAUAUUUCAUUAAAUAUAAAUCUUUCAUUUGAUAAAGCUUGGUUUAUUGAAAUACACUAUACCAAAACAGCUUGUCAGUUUUCACUGGAUGGUCAUUCAUUUGAAAAUCUCAUUGUGGGCCUUAAUAAUUGUCGUCCAAAUCAUUUCAUUUUACAGACCCAACAAUGAGUGUGGUGGCCUAAAUUUUAUUUACUUUCUAAAUCUAGAAGAAGUCGUUUCCUGCUUGAUAUGUUCUAAAUAUAGUACCAUUAGGUUCACUAUAUCCUAGCACACAUGUGGAAAUUUAUAAAAGGUCACUUUCAGAUUCUCGUGCUAACAUUAUUUGUUUCAUUAAUUAGUUAGUCCACGUAUUCUGGGGGAAAACGAAAAGGUAAAGAAGCAAUGAAAUAUAAAAAGCAAAAUUGAAGGGUGUAUGAGUUCUCCUGUCCCGUCACCUUCCUGUAGCACAAAACCUCUGUCUACAGGAAUUAAAGCCUACGCAUGGGCAUGCAAUGUUUUUCAUAAGUAUUCAACUGAUCACUAUAUCAGGCAGAAAACAACGAUUCUUUCUAGUCUUCCAGGGAAGGACAGCUAUUUAACAGUUAUUAUAUCAGGGUUCAGAAGCUGAACUUAUCCCAAUAUACUAGGAAAGGCAAAUAUUAAGCGUUACUACCAACUUAAAGACGAAGGGAAUAAAACACAUAAAGAAUAAUGGAGGCAUUCCCAACUUUGUCUAGCAACCAAGGAAAACAUCAGAGGUAGAAUCUAGUGUUUAAAAUGUCUCUGAAAUAAUGAGUACAUGUGAAAGGACUGACAUAUGGAGAAGAAAGGGGAAAACAUGGCAAGUUAGUAGAAGGACUGCUAGCAACUACAGUCACUUACUAUUUUCUAAAUAAGGAUGUUAUUGAAUUUUGUUUUAUAAUAUAACAUUAUACAAUGCCACAUUUGUACUACUUGUAUAUAUGUAUAUAUGU